AUGGCGUCUUUGGACUCGGACGAUAUCAACUCCGACCUUGAUGACUCUGACGACGACGCUGAGGGCUUUGACGAAGACGGCGAAGAUGGCGAAGGCAUGAUCAUGCUAUGUCUAUAUGAAAAAGUCCUCAGAGUGAAAAACAAGUGGAAAUGUAACUUGAGAGAUGGUAUUCUUAACGUCAACGGUAAGGACUACACCUUCCAAAAGGCCACCGGUGAGUCAGAAUGGUGAAUCCUGCUCUAAUGAAUUUGAAACU
This is a messenger RNA of Williopsis jadinii, 256 nucleotides long. Its product is annotated as transcription factor IIA, alpha/beta subunit. Gene Ontology annotation, cellular component: transcription factor TFIIA complex. Lineage: Eukaryota; Fungi; Ascomycota; Saccharomycetes; Phaffomycetales; Wickerhamomycetaceae. Bases 1 to 231 code for a protein of 76 amino acids. The transcript has a single exon. The record is from RefSeq and is a predicted model, not a curated record. Gene Ontology annotation, biological process: transcription initiation at RNA polymerase II promoter; transcription by RNA polymerase II.